Fusarium coffeatum is the source of this 1035-nucleotide messenger RNA. RefSeq lists its product as uncharacterized. The record is from RefSeq and is a predicted model, not a curated record. The coding region runs from base 1 to 1035 and encodes 344 amino acids. Lineage: Eukaryota; Fungi; Ascomycota; Sordariomycetes; Hypocreales; Nectriaceae. The transcript has 2 exons.
AUGAAGCUCUUUACCGCUCUCGCUACAGUCAUAGGUCUAGCAGGUCUAGCCCAAGCUCACAUGGAAAUGAUAUACCCAGCACCCUUCAAGAGCAAGAAGAACCCCUACGCCAACGGCGACAUCGACUACAGCAUGACAUCUCCCCUCUCCGGCAGUGGAAGCAACUUUCCCUGCAAGGGCUAUCACUCUCUUUUCGGCACCGCAGCAGGUGCACCAACGGUUUCCUGGACAGCUGGUAAAUCGUACAACAUCGAAAUUCAAGGCGGCGCAGAUCACUCCGGUGGAAGUUGCCAGGCCUCACUCUCUUUUGACGGAGGUAGUUCCUGGAUCGCUAUUCAGUCUUGGAUCGGCAACUGUCCCAUCGCUCCGACUUCCAAGUUCAAGUUCACUCUUCCUAUUGAUACGCCUGGCGGUACUGCCAUCUUCGCUUGGUCUUGGUUUAACAAGAUUGGCAAUCGCGAGAUGUACAUGAACUGCGCUGCUAUCAAGGUCAAGGCUAGAACUGGUACUCCCAAGACACCAAUGAGCAAGCGCCCUGCUAUGUUUGUCGCCAACGUAGGUAAUGGAUGUGGUACCAGGGAGACUGUUGAUCUUAUGUUUCCCAACCCCGGUCCUGAUGUUUCUUUGAAUUCGCGCAAUACUGGUCCGCCGGUCGGUCAGUGUCCAGCUGGUUCUGGAGCUGCUGUUCCUACGCAGAAGAGCACUACCAAGCCUCCCACCAAGGCCACAGCCACCAAACCACCUGGCGGCGUCUUCAUCACAGUCCCUACUCCCACAACCACCAAGAAGACAACCCUCAAAUCAACCACUCGUUCAACUUCAACAAAUGUCAUUCCUCCUGCACCCACCAAGCCUGCCCGGGGUCUAAUUACGCCUGGAACACCCUGCACACCUGAAGGGUACUGGAACUGCGUCAAAACCGGUACAGCAUUCCAGCGCUGCGCAUCUGGUAUGUGGUCAGUUAGCAUGGCUGUCGCGCCUGGAACAAAAUGUGUACCCGGUCAAAGCAUGGAAUUCAAGAUUGGAUAUGCAUAA